AUGUCGACGCUCCGCAUGCCCACCUCUUCCGCCAACGCGGGCACCUUCAAUGCGGCCAAAGGCGCCCUCACCGGCGCAGGCGUUGGCGCCGCCGCCGGCUCCACUAACAGGACCACCCCCAAGACGUACCCCUUUUGGCUCGGUGGCGCGGCCGGUUGUUGCGCAGCCUCCAUCACCCACCCCCUCGACCUCACCAAGUACCGUCUCCAAACGGCCACGGUCAAACAAGGCAUGUUCCGCACCAUCCUCCUCUCGGUCCGUUCGGAAGGCAUCACGUCUCUCUGGCACGGUCUCACCGCCACGCUCCUCCGUCAAUUCACGUACUCAGUGACGCGCUUUGCGGUGUACGAAGAUAUGAAGUCGCGCGUCACCGCUCGAUCGGGAGCGGCGCCUACGACGGGUGAACUGGCUCUGUGUUCCGGUACCGCCGGUGCGGUGGCUGGUGUGGUAGGCAAUCCAGCGGAGAUCGUCCUCGUUCGCAUGUGUUCCGACCUCAACCUCCCCAAAGACGCCCGCUACGGGUAUAAGAACUGCAUCGAUGGCCUUGUCCGCAUCGUCCGUGACGACGGCGCUGCCACCCUCUUCCGCGGCCUCUCACCCAACGUCUUCCGCUCUGUUGUCAUGAACAUCUCCCAACUCGGUUCAUACGAUCUGUUCAAGGGGAUUCUGCAAAAGCUCGACGUGGUGCCCGACGGACCGGUGCUGCAAACCGCCGCCUCCUUCUGCGCAGGCACGCUGAGUACGACGCUCUGCACCCCAAUCGAUGUCGUCAAGAGCCGAGUGCAGAACCUCAAGAAGGGCGCGGGCAACGCGAGCGUUGCAGGAGUGAUUCGGGAUGCCAUUGCUAAGGAUGGACCAACGGUGUUCUUCCGAGGUUGGACACCGGCGUGGUUGCGACUGCAGCCUCAGACCACGCUGCUGUUUUUGUUCUUUGAGCAGUUCAAGAGUCUGGUGGAUAGGAGCAGGGAGGGGAAAGUGGGUGAUGUGGUGAGGAACUGA
Messenger RNA from Kalmanozyma brasiliensis GHG001, 999 nucleotides. RefSeq names its product Mitochondrial substrate/solute carrier. Lineage: Eukaryota; Fungi; Basidiomycota; Ustilaginomycetes; Ustilaginales. Gene Ontology annotation, molecular function: malate transmembrane transporter activity; sulfate transmembrane transporter activity; oxaloacetate transmembrane transporter activity. The record is from RefSeq and is a predicted model, not a curated record. The transcript has a single exon. Gene Ontology annotation, biological process: succinate transmembrane transport; thiosulfate transport; phosphate ion transmembrane transport. The coding region runs from base 1 to 999 and encodes 332 amino acids.